Acanthoscelides obtectus is the source of this 459-nucleotide messenger RNA. NCBI's taxonomy places the organism in Eukaryota, Metazoa, Arthropoda, Insecta, Coleoptera, Chrysomelidae. The record is from the annotation of a GenBank genome assembly.
AUGGCUCUUCUCCAAUUCUCAUCAUUUGUGUCAAAAGCGGGUCAUAUUGCAACAAUUCCUCUUAAUGAGCAAACAACUGUUACUGCGGAUUGGUAUACCGCCAUUUGUUUACCAAAAGUCAUCACCGAGCUUCGAAAAAUCAACCCCGAAAGAAGAAUCAUCCUCCACCAAGACAAUAUAAGCUCGCACACAGCCCAAAAAACAAGGCAGUAUUUAACGGAAGAAAACUUGGAAUUAUUUGACCAUCCUCCAUAUAGUCCUAACGAUUUCUUUACUUUCCCGAAAAUUAAAAACAGACUGCGUGGUCAAAGGUUCCAGUCACCAGAAGAAGCAGCUGACGCAUUCAAAAAUGCCGUUUUGGAUCUGCCAGCAAACGAGUGGAAUAAGUGCUUCGAAAAUUGGUUCGAGCGCAUGCAGAUGUGUAUUAAUCUUCGUGGAGAAUACCUGGAAAAACAAUAG